AAAAAUAGUAAGAAUCGUCCAAGUAGAAAUGGUCAGCCGAUCUCAAUCAAAAUAAACGGCUACAGAACGUUCAGCAGACGGCUACUCGGUUAGUAUUUACGGGGCGGGGUAUAUUCUUUGUAUAUUCUCUAAAUAACGCCUUUUCUCUUAUCAGAGACAAUUUUUUUUAUGGAGAAUGUGCUUUUUACCAAGUUUACUGAGCACGCAUUGGUACUUUUCAAUUGCGACCUGCACUCUAUGUUAGGCGGCCAUGUAAUCUUUGCGUAUUUAAAUUAAGCCUCUCCUUUUCCUGAGGCAAGAAAGACUUUUUACAUUAUUAGAGAAAUGAAAACUUUUUGCAAAGAUUAUCAUUUGACGGAAGAGAUUGGCAGAGGCAGGUUCGGCAGCAUUCGCCGUUGUGUAAAUACAGAGACUGGAGAAGUUUUGGCUUGUAAGAUCAUACACAAAGCCGAUCUGCGAGACUCUUUGGACAGGGAAUGCCUGCUCAACGAGAUCGCCACUCUGAAAUAUGUGUGCGGCCAUCGUGGAAUUGUUGAGCUCCGUGACGUUCAUGAGAAUGAUGAGUGCCUCUGGCUGUUCAUGGAGCUCUGCACCGGCGGAGAUCUUUUCGACAAAAUUGUCGAGAAGAAAAGAUUUGAGGAAAAAGAGGCGGCCGUGGUGAUGAAAAGGUUGAUGGAGACAAUCGGUUACUGCCACCGCAAGGGCGUCGCUCAUCGAGACCUCAAGCCGGACAAUAUUCUGUUCUCUUCCAAUUCCUUCUCCAAUGACAUUAGGAUCGCCGAUUUUGGCCAGGCUGCUUCAUUCUCUCCAGGGGAGAAGAUGAGUGGAAUAGUAGGGACUCCGUAUUAUGUGGCGGCGGAAGUACUGCAAGGGAAGGAUUACAAUGAGAAGGUGGAUAUCUGGAGUGCAGGGGUUAUUCUCUAUGUAAUGCUCAGCGGAAUUCCUCCCUUUAAUGGAGAUACACCGCAGGAGAUAUUUGAGGCAGUUCUGCGUGAAAGAUUGCGCUUUCCAAACGAGUCAUGGCUCACAAUUUCACAUUCUGCAAAGGAUUUAAUUCGACAAAUGCUCCGCAGAGACGUCCUCAGAAGAUUGAGCGCAGAUCAGGUCUUAGGGCAUCCUUGGAUAGUGGAAAAUUGUUCGGAAGUGUUUAGGCGAUAAAUUCCUUAGAGAAGAUUACUUUCUGAUAAAGAAAUUAUGGUUUCUGACAAAAUAUACAUUGUAAAAAAACUGCAAAUGAUGUCGGCCCCAAUUUUUAAGCGGGGAAAGCCAUG
Messenger RNA from Cryptomeria japonica (Japanese cedar), 1271 nucleotides. RefSeq names its product phosphoenolpyruvate carboxylase kinase 1. Lineage: Eukaryota; Viridiplantae; Streptophyta; Pinopsida; Cupressales; Cupressaceae. The coding region runs from base 325 to 1158 and encodes 277 amino acids. Gene Ontology annotation, molecular function: ATP binding; calcium/calmodulin-dependent protein kinase activity; calcium-dependent protein serine/threonine kinase activity. The record is from RefSeq and is a predicted model, not a curated record. Gene Ontology annotation, cellular component: nucleus; cytoplasm. The transcript is spliced from 3 exons. Gene Ontology annotation, biological process: intracellular signal transduction; peptidyl-serine phosphorylation; protein autophosphorylation.